AUGUAGUAUUGCCGUCCAGAACAGUCCAUUGUGCUCAACUGGCUAUCUUUAUGCAGGCACGAUAUGUGCUGCUCUUCUCUUGCUUUCUAUCUGAGUGUGACUGCAGAAGAGUGUAGAUCCUAUCAGCUGUCGUUGAAUCCUUAGGAAGCGUUUUUAGUGGUUUGUUUAUGCACCACUACUUUUGUGUACAUCCGAUAUUUUUUUACAAAGUAAGGAAUUAAUGGCUUUUUAUUUCUCGAAAGCAUCAGUUAACUUAAUUUCAGUGUAAAAACGACUUAAUGUCUGUUUAAUCCUAAACUAUUGGACAGAAUGGCUGGAGUAUUCAUUGGGUCUAUUUCUUCUGGAUGGCAGUGCUGCGCCUUUCUCCUCGCUCCUGUGCUAGCCGCCAUCUUGAAUUUUAAUGUUCAUUUCUGAAAUGUUUUGUUUCCGACGAUAUUUUCGGUUACAGUGUCGUGCCAAUUCUGGACUUUUUGAAGGAUUAUCUAAUGUUCCUGCUCAUCCUGGAAUACAUAUUUAGUGACAGCCACUAGCUUCCAGUCUUCCCCACUCUGAAUGCUCCCUCAACUCGGAGACUAAAUGCAACUGGACCAGGGGGCUUGUGGGUAUGAAGUGGCUGGGCCAAUCCAAGAGCAUGGUGUUGAAUGGCAGCAGGUACUCCACCAGCUCCCAGCAGCCUGUGAGCCAUAGCCAGACCCGCUCCCAGCAGCAGCUGCACCCACAGAGGAGCUCUCUACGACCGGGGACUGGCAGCAGGAGAUGUAGCCGCCGGUUCAGUGCGGCCAGCCUGGAGGCGGAGCGACGCUGUGUCCCAUCCUCUGGGAUGACCGCCAAGGAGCUGUGUGAGCACGAUGACCUCACCACCAGCCUCAUCCUCGACCCCUACCUGGGCUUCCAGACACACAAGAUGAACACCAGGUUUCGACCAAUUAAGGGAAGACAGGAGGAGCUGAAGGAGAUUAUUGAGCGGUUCAAGAAGCAUGACAACCUGGAGAAGGCUUUCAGAGCGCUCACCUCUGGAGACUGGUCCAGACACCACUUCCUACACAAGUCUAAAGCCCAGGAGAAGCUCUUCAAACAGCAUGUAUUUGUGUAUCUCCGGAUGUUUGCGACUGACAGUGGGUUUGAGAUUCUCCCGUGUAACCGCUACUCCUCUGAGCAAAACGGAGCCAAGAUCGUGGCAACAAAGGAAUGGAAAAGGAAUGAUAAGAUUGAGUACUUGGUGGGCUGCAUCGCUGAGCUGUCGGAGAGUGAGGAGAACAUGCUGCUGCGGCACGGGGAGAACGACUUCAGUGUCAUGUACUCAACACGCAAGAACUGUGCUCAGCUGUGGCUGGGGCCUGCAGCCUUCAUCAACCACGAUUGCCGGCCAAAUUGCAAGUUUGUGUCGACGGGUCGCGACACGGCCUGUGUCAAGGUGCUGAGGGACAUCGAACCAGGAGAGGAGAUCUCCUGUUACUACGGUGACGGAUUCUUUGGGGAGAACAAUGAAUAUUGUGAAUGCUAUACGUGUGAACGACGUCUCACUGGUGCUUUCAAAUCCAAAGCCGGGCUGCCGGCGGAGGCUCCGGUGAUCAACAGCAAGUACGGGUUACGGGAGACGGACAAGCGUCUGAACCGGCUGAAGAAGAUGGAGCUGGGAGAGGGCAGCAGGAACUCCGACAGCCACUCUGUGGAAUCCCACACCGACAUAGACUCUCAGGACAUGCCAAACACACACACAUCUGGAAGGAAAAGGACUUCCUCCAGUAUGAAGUUCAGCAAAACCAGGACUCAAACCAGACAGUCUCUUUCCAGAGCUCUAACCUCUACCUCACCUUCUAAACAAAGUCAUAGAAACACUAACAGGGUACCAAAGAGACUCAAAUCCAAACCCGCCAAGCCUUCGCUCUCCAAGGUGCGGUUGCGGAGUCGAAGCAGCAGGGGCAGAGGUUCGGAGCCCAAGGCGGCAGCAUCGUUGGGGGCCCGAGGGGAGGUGCUGGGUCCGGGGCCUGGUCGCCUGGGUCUCCGGGAGCCGAGGACGUUGUCGCUAUGUAAGGCGGGCGUGUCGUUGAAGAAGGAGAAGGAUUCACAGGGACCAGUCCAGACAGCCCUGACCCGCCAUGCGGUCAAGGAGAACAACACCCCGGCAGUCUGCCAGGGCAGCCAGAGCCAGCCUUGCACUUACAGGACUCGCAGGUCCACCAGGACCCUGGUAAAGGUCCAGGAGGCUGUAGCCGGGUCAGCUGGGGUUAAACUGGAGUCUGGGGGGCUGGAGGCCCACAGCACCGUCCCUGGAGGGGUGGUGAUUAAAACGGAGCCUGCCGACCUGGAACAGUACCUGGGCCACGGGCUGGAGCUGGGUGGAGGUCUGGAUGCUGGCUACACAAGCAGAGGGGUCUGUACCAGACGCAGCCAGCUCACCCAGCUCCAGCCCGAACGGACGAUAAAGCGUGAGGACUCGUCAUACGGCGAGCUGUUAACGCCGAUAGCGGCGGCCCCGGUGGCGGCCUCCCAACACCCCCGUCACCACCACAGUACUGCCGACACGGCGGACUGCGACAAGAGGCUGCUGGGCCUCUCUGUCCCGGAGCACCACUGGGACUACAAUGGGAGCAAGCCCCUCCGCAGGGAGCGGAGGAAGGACAGGAACAGGGACAAGGGGAGGGAGAAGGACAGGAGGCAUAAGGGGAAGGGGGGUUACCGGAGCCACAGGGGGGACAGGUCGCAGAGCAAAGGGAAGAAGAAGCAGCGGAUCACGCGCUACGAUGCCCAGCUGAUCCUGGAGAACAGCGGAGGGAUCCCCAAACUGACGCUCCGCCGGCGACGAGACAGCAGCAGUAGCAAGACCAACGAGCCCAGCGAGCCAAUCAGCACGCAGCAGCAGGCGAGCAGCACCACGACCACACCGCAGCCUACCGCCCAACCCCCGGUCAACUCCUCAUCAUCAUCAUCAUCUUCAUCCUCAUCAACCUCCAAGAUCAGCAUCAUGUUCAGGAAGGACCAGUCUCAGGACAGGCAGAAUGGCAGCUCAUGCAGCUCCUACCACGUGUCCAAGCUGAACGGGUUCGGGCCUCCCGGUCCCCACAGCACCAGCAGCUCCACCAAGCUGAAGAUCCAGCUGAAGAGGGAGGACGAUGGCCGGACCCAGACGCACCCCGACGACAGCACCUUCAACAGGGGGGACACGGGGGGGUGUGGCCUGGGUGGUGGGGGCUUCGGCCUGGAGGCCAGGAACGGUGGGAGCCACGGGGGGCACAGGAUGCAAAACGUUGUGGUAGAUGAUUCUUCGUCUGAUGAGGAGGAAGAGGAGGAUGACGAUGAUGAUGAUUACUUUGACGAUGAGUUUGAGGACGAUUUCAUUCCACUCCCGCCGGCGAAACGUUUGCGUCUCAUCGUGGGGAAAGACUCAAUUGACAUCGAUAUCUCCUCCCGGAGGAGAGAAGACCAGUCUCUGAGGCUCAACGCCUGAUAAGCUCUCUGAAUGGAGGUCAUCAUUGCGUUCCAAAUGGCACACUAUUCCCUAUGCAGUGCACUACUUUGGGCUCUGGUCAAAAGUAGUGCGCUAUGUAGGGAAUAGGGCGCCAUUUGGGAUGCAGGCCCGUCCCUCCACCUUUACAUGUACAGAAAACACUUGACUCACUAAAUCAACUGUCCUGUUGAUGAUGUUAAAGAAGUUCAGUAAUUUAAAAAAGUAAAUUUAAAAAUCAAAUAAAAAGAGAAUCGGAAGGAAAAGUUGUUUCUGUAAAUGAAAGUGAAUGCACUUCUGUCUUCUUCUUCCUCUUAUUAUUAUUAUUCAUAAUGAACAUGAAUAUUGUAGAAGGUGUACAGUUGUUAUGGUGACUAUCCUCUGUCCUGUAGACAGACUUAUUCAACUUUAUCUUUGUCUCACAGUACGCAAUUCUAAAUUCUGUUGGCAAACCAGACUAUUUUUUAUUUUUUAGUUUGUGUAAAACCCAUAUUAUAUGGGUCCAGUAAUGUUCUGACGGGAUCAAUCUGUUCAGUUGUAGAAUAAUGACAGGUUUCCAUUGUUCUAAACCGUUCAACUCAUGAAUGAACUCAGUCCCACCAACACACUGGAAUCAUAGUGGACUUCUAUCAGCUGCUCAUCAGGGUUGAGCUCUAUUCCAAUUUCAAUUCAGGACACAAACCCGGAAUUCUGAAUUGGAAUUUCAGUUUGCUUCCUUGUCUGAAUUGAAAUGGAAUUGGGCCCCAACCGUGCUUCUCCUCUCCAAACAAACCCUGUGUUUUGUGUUCUCUAAGAGAAUGUUUGCCCUAGCUGCACUAUCCCAACGUGUUAAAGCUCACACAGGACUGUUUACAGCAUGAUGGGUAAUAGGUCAUUGACAAGUGAAGAAAUGUACCAACGUUUUGGUAGUUUAACCUUCAUUUCAGUAGCGUCUGAUGGUUUUGACUAGAUCGUAUACCGCUACGGACAGAAUUUGACUUCCUGGCAGGUUAGGAGAAUUAGGUUAGGGUUAGCUGAAAUGCUAAUAUUCUCCCCGACUCGAACGUGCAACUUUUUUAACCUUUGCUGGAUACCAGGGGUGUCAAACUCAUUCCAUGGAGGGCCUAGUGUCUGUUUGGUUUUUAGUUGUUCCUUUCAAUUAAAGACCUAGACAACCAGGUGAGGGGAGUUCCUUACUAAUUAGUGACCUUGAUUCAUCGAUCAAGUACAAGGGAGGACAUUCUGCCCUCCGUGGAAUGAGUUUGACACAUGCUGUAUACCGUCUAGCCACAACACUCUGAUCAAUGGAAACAUGGCAUUUAAUGGUGGUUUAAUGUUUUAAACACUAAUCGGUGAAAUACAUGAUGUGUAGGGACGUCUGUAUGCUGUUUUAAACACGUCAUCACGAAGUAAGAUGGAGAGGAGAAGAAGGAAUGUACAGAAAGACUGAAUCGUGUUCUGGAAAUGAGUUCAAACUCGCUGAAGUAUUAGUAGUUGUUUCUCAGAUCCCCUGCAGAACCAAUCAUUCAUAGUGAACACAUGAGAACUAAAUAGAAUAUUAUACCAACUAAAUAGUCAAUCAUUUUCAAAACAGUAUUAGGUGCCUUACGAACGACUCCUGGGAUAUCUGUUUUAGGCCUAAUUUUAGAAAAAAAUAAUUAACAGAAGGUGAAGAACAGUAGGUAGUCCCUCGGUAACUGUAACUAUGGGAACACUUUCUUGCCCCACACCCCCAGUCUUUCUGUAUAGUCUUUUAUUUGAGUUAUCUUAGGGCUGGUUUCUCAAGACACAUUCAGACUAGCCCUGAACUACCAAGCUAUUUCAAUAGAGAUUCUCCGUGCUCUUUAGUCUUAAUCCUUGUCUGGGAAACAGGUCUUUAGUGUGGAAGUACUGAACUGCCAAAUGUAAUCAAGGGAUCAACUGAGAUGAAUGUUAACCCCUAUUUCUUUUCUCCUGUACUGUUCAUAUCACCAGCAAGCAGCUAAAUCACAGUUAUUAACCAGGGUUGUGUUCAUUUAGGCACAAAAAGGGGGGGGAAAAAGCUUAACUGAAAUGAGAGCGGACUUCCUAAGAAAUUGUCACUUUUUUUAUUUUAUUUUAUUUUAUUGCAAAACAUUUUCCGUUGUGUUCCCUAAUGAACGCAACCCUGGCUAUACGUGUACAUCCCCUGUAUGGACGUCAGUCACCCUCCAUUCUUCACUGUAUACUGUUCCAGGUGCACUGUCUGUGUGGUCUUUGUUCAAUAGCCAGCUGUCAACAUUUCCGAUUUGAUGAAAUUCAAAAAAAAAAAAAAGAAAUGUGAAUAGUUUGCAGACAUUUUAGUGUUGCGUGGGGUCGUGGGAAAACACUUCCAACAGAACAUUAAAUUGGAGCAGUGCUUAUAUGUCCAAUAUGUAAAAUCACGUGAACACACCCCCUGUACUUAUUUAACAGUUUUGGAAUACUUGAAAACAACAUAAAAGUUUAUUUGUGAGAAUAAACUAUUUUUCUGUG
Coregonus clupeaformis (lake whitefish) is the source of this 5917-nucleotide messenger RNA. RefSeq names its product histone-lysine N-methyltransferase KMT5B. Bases 605 to 3448 code for a protein of 947 amino acids. Gene Ontology annotation, cellular component: nucleus. The record is from RefSeq and is a predicted model, not a curated record. Gene Ontology annotation, molecular function: protein binding; histone H4K20 methyltransferase activity. NCBI's taxonomy places the organism in Eukaryota, Metazoa, Chordata, Actinopteri, Salmoniformes, Salmonidae. The transcript is spliced from 10 exons.